CUCUUUGACCUUGUCCCGUCUCUAUCCUCAUGUCCCUCCGAUCGGCCCUCCGUGUAGCUCGUACAGCUCGUCUGGCUUCUCCCAGAUUGACCGCCCCCAAGAGAUAUGCCUCGAGCGCUCAUAAGCCGAGCAGCGACCUCCCCUGGGCUGCGGGGUCAUUUGUGAUCUUUGGAGGAUUGACCGCCUUGAUACUCAUGCCUUCUUCGAACACUCACCACAAGGUCGCUGCUGUACAUGACUUUCCGAAAGAUCCUGAAAGUCCCGUUGCCAAAGCGCAGCAGACAGGUGGACAUAGUGCAGUGAACGAAAUGCUCGAUCAGGCUUCAGAGACGGACAAGGAGGAGAAGGAGACGCCUGAAGGCGGCGAAACUGAAGCGGUCGAAAAAAGCUUGAAGGAAGAUGCCCCUCCUGUAGCUCAAGCAGAGGAUGAGUCUGCAGGUCCAUCUGGUGAUGCUGAGACACCCGCCAACGUAGAUGACAGCGACAAACCCAGCGAUGCCGAGGUCAAAGGUAGCAUCAAAAAGGGCAUGGAAUCCAAUGCGCCCCCGGUGGCAAUGGACGCUGAGGCAAAGGGGAAGGAAAACUGAGUGUUUUAGAAGAGACAGGGUGAAAAAAAAUCAAGCAACAAUCAAAAGAGAAGAAAAUGCAAAGCAUCAAAGUAG
Messenger RNA from Tremella mesenterica DSM 1558, 662 nucleotides. RefSeq lists its product as uncharacterized. Bases 30 to 587 code for a protein of 185 amino acids. The transcript is spliced from 4 exons. The record is from RefSeq and is a predicted model, not a curated record. Lineage: Eukaryota; Fungi; Basidiomycota; Tremellomycetes; Tremellales; Tremellaceae.